Messenger RNA from Monopterus albus (swamp eel), 2708 nucleotides. It is a transcript of the gene ciz1b, whose product is annotated as cdkn1a interacting zinc finger protein 1b. The coding region runs from base 127 to 1395 and encodes 422 amino acids. The transcript has 14 exons. Gene Ontology annotation, molecular function: zinc ion binding; nucleic acid binding. The record is from RefSeq and is a predicted model, not a curated record. Gene Ontology annotation, cellular component: nucleus. NCBI's taxonomy places the organism in Eukaryota, Metazoa, Chordata, Actinopteri, Synbranchiformes, Synbranchidae.
CAGCUAUACCCCCGGCCGGCAGGUGGCGGUACAGGAGACAAACCGAGUUCGGUCUGUGUUUACAUGUGUCCGAGCUAGUUUGUAGUGAGCGAUGAGGUCAGUGCGGCUGCUGCUCCAGUCUCCAUCAUGGUCAAACAGCAGAGGAAGACAGACAGGUGUUUUCUGCCUGCAGCAGGUAACAACGUGGCACGGGUUCAAUUCCCUGUUGGCCCCAUACACAGCGCGCCACCUCCACCUCAGCAGGUGUCACGCAGGAAGUGGGUGGGCACAGGCACAGAAAAUGCUGACAGCCAGCUGUGCAGCAGCAGCGCCACAACCACCGCAGCAGAGGAGAGAGGAGACCUAAAAGCUGACAGAGGUUCAGGAGAGAUGGGGCCAAAGAGGGCGAGGCUGGAUGGAUCUGAGGAGGCUGCACCUCUGACAAGUAGAGAGCAAGUCCUGGGGUCAUGUGAUCAACCAGGAAGUGAGAGCUGCUCUGCAGGAGGUGGUGUUUUACCCAGAGGGCUUUCUCCAGACCAGCAGGGGGCAGCAGAGUACAGUGAGGACAGCAGAGCGGCUGAGCUGCAGAGUGUGGGGUCACUAAAGGUCACCAUCCAACAGAGCAGUGAGAGCAGGGAGUUUGGACAGACAGCAGACAGACAGACUGGGGGACUCCACUGCCACGUCUGUAACCUCACCUGCCGCUCUCUGCAGGUGUUUCAGGAGCACAUGUCAGAAGCAGAACACCUGAACAAACUGCAGGAGCUCACACACUCCAUCUGCAUUAAUGCUCACACACUGCAGGACAGGAGGUGUCGGCCUGCCGCUCAGCGCUGGUGUGACACCUGUCAGGCUCACUUCAGCGGUGACGUGAUCGCCCAUCGACGAAGCAGCCAGCACAAGAUGUGUAAGCAGCUGUGCCGUCCCUUCUGUCCCGUGUGCAAGCGUAAGUUCAGGACUCCCAGGAAGUUUGUGGAGCACAUGAAGUCUCCAGAACACAAACAGCAGGUGCACCUGCAGGAGGCUCAGGAGGAGGAGCUGAUCACUGUGGACGCUGUGGGCUGCUUCGAGGGGGAGGAGGAGGAGCAGGAGGAGGGAGUAGAUGUCGCUGAGGAAGAAGAUGAUGUAGGAAAAGAGGAGGAAGUGUUGGAGACAGCUGACCCAGAGGGGACAGACAGCGACGAGUACGACCCCCACACCACCUACGGAAGUAGUUUUGUGGUCCCUGUGUCUGGCUUCUUGUGUCGACUCUGUAACAAGUUUUUCUCCAGAGAGACGACAGCACGACACGCACACUGCAGGACACGUGCACACUUCCUCAGCCUGCAGAGUCACAGAGCUCAGAGGAGACGCUGUGCAGGAGGGACGAGGAGAGAGGCACAACAUGUAGACAAGGACCCAUCUGCCCUAAGCUGACCUGCUCAGACCAUGUCCCACAAUGCACCUGUGGGUGCUGGUGAUGCACUGACGAUGAUGGCUUCCCACAGUCGGGCUCCCUCGUGUCUCCAGAACUUUAACUUCAGAACAGACCCACACAUCAGCAUUCAACGGGUCCACGUGUGUGCGCGCACGGGUUUCGCUGGCAAAUGUUUGGCGAGUGUUUGACUGCUCACCGUAUCUGAGGGGCUGCUGGAGGACCUGCACCUCAGAGUUUAACUGAAGUCCCGAAAUCUCACGUUGUGUCCUGGACAUCUGAAUGUCUCUUAUUAAAGGACCAGGCUGGUGUUUUUUUGUCUGUAAACACCUAAAGAAACCAAACCAACAGUAACUGUCCCACGGUGCUGUGUGUGUGCAGGAGCUCAGAGCCGCCCUCUACUAAAAUACAACUGUACAUUCUAGUCAUAUAGUACUGUGAGGAGAGUUCUUUUAAAAACCUUAACUAAUUCUAUCCAUAUCUACUUAAAAAUAAAAAUCACCCUAACAGUACCCUUCAAAAAAAGUCUGAUUGCUUUCUGUAGUGUGGAGAGCUGCAGAAACCAGUUUCUCUGAAUUUGAUUUCCAUUUAAAAUGAUGUGGAAAUGAGCAUGUUGAUUUGCAGGUGACUGUGUACAAAGGGAGGAGAGGCUCCGCUGAAAUAAAGCAGCAGCACUGGAGGCAUUUUAUUUUAGGCAGAAACAUCACAUGUUCCAGGUCAUACACUAAACUCCAGCUGGGUGUAGAGGAAUGGGGCACCGUCAGUCCUGAGAAUGAGGCACUUCAGGAGAUGUUUGGCUGAGUGGUUUUCUGUAUCUGCUCCAUUCUCCCAGCUAUGAAGAAUCACAACAGGAGCUUUUGCACCUCGGCUCCACACUGCAACUUUGUACUGAAGGAAAAGCUGCAGCAUUGAAAAGAGACUGAGCCAUAAAAUAAACAGAGCUGCAGGAAAAUGUAAAUGUACUGUCCUGACACAGUGAUGUCAGCAGGUGGCCAUGCAGUACAUGGUACGUACCUUACUGUAAAAACGAGAGAGAAUCGGGCCAGGGAAACCUUUAAACAACCUUUAAGUGCAUUUAAAACAAUUCGACAUCACCUAUAAUCCAACAGAUUGUUGAUUUGCUGUGCAUUUAUUAAUGAUUUUUUAAUUUAAUGUUGCAAAAAUAAUUAAACAAUGGGAGCAAGUUGAGCAGGUCUGAGUACCUCCUGCACAGUGCAGCCUUUUAUACAUGGAUGGAAGUUAAACGUUUAAUCUACAGUAGAUAAACCUCAUCAUCAGUGAGCCGUGGGCGUCCAUGACCCUGUCUCCAGUUCAC